Messenger RNA from Symbiodinium pilosum, 455 nucleotides. The record is from the annotation of a GenBank genome assembly. Lineage: Eukaryota; Dinophyceae; Suessiales; Symbiodiniaceae.
GUCUUUCUGACACCAUGGCAGCCCGCGCUUUGAUCCUUACGGUCCUUCCCCUGCUUGUGGCGUGCCAGUCGGGAGGCAACCUUCGUGGAAGCCCGAGCAUCGACAGUCUUAUGGCGUGCACCGGCACCGGAUCGCUGCCCGAUGGUCCGGUCUGCUACGGGGGAUCUCUUUUGUCGGAGACUUUCAACAUCCACGUCAUCAGCCACGAUGGGCAGGUUGGCAUCGUCGACAUGAAGGCGGAGGGCCCCAUGGCCGGGGAAUGUGAGGGCGCCAACUUCCAGAACAAUGACAACGUCAUUACUGUUGAGAAUGAUCACGGUUGUGGCUUGACAAAGUAUGAGUACACGGUUGAGUACUGCCCCGACCAGGACCAUGUGAUCGUAAACCUGGCCAAGCCCUACGUGGUCCGCGUCGUGCUGGACAGCCAGGCAUGCCCUGCUGCUGGCGAGGUCUAA